AUGGGAAUUCAGGGACUAUUGCCUAUGCUCUCCAAGAUCUACGAGCCCAUUCAUCUUGCCGACCUAAAAGGAUUGGCUGUAGCUGUAGAUACAUAUGUAUGGCUACAUCGUGGUGCAUUUGGAUGUGCACAGGAUCUUGUGCUGGGAAAUCCUACUACAAAAUAUGUCGGAUUUGUCAUGAGGAAAGUAGAGUUGCUACGUCAACAUGGAAUUCAUCCUGUUAUGGUGUUUGAUGGAGGUCCACUGCCAAUAAAGGCUGGAACAGAAGAACAAAGGCGUAAACGACGACAUGAAACUAGAGAGAAAGCCAUCGCGCUGCUGAAGGCUGGUAAAAAGUCCGAAGCAGAGAGCUGCUUCCAGACUUGUGUUGAUGUCACCCCACGGAUGGCAUGGGAGGUCAUCAAGGAGCUGAAAAAAGCUAAUGUGGAAUACAUUGUAGCGCCAUACGAAGCAGAUGCUCAGUUGGCCUUCUUAUCGAGGACUAAACAUGUAGCAGCCAUUAUAACUGAGGAUUCUGAUCUUGUGGUGUUUGGUUGUGAAAGGGUUGUUCUCAAGCUUGAUGCUACAGGAUCUGGUAUACAGAUACGCAAUUCUCGUUUGAAUGAAGUCUUUCCGCGUUUCUGGAGCCAAGAAAAAAUUCGACACAUGUGUAUUCUUUCUGGCUGUGAUUAUAUUGAUUCUUUACCUGGAAUGGGUCUCAAGACAGCCCUCAAGAAGAUGUCCAAGUUUGAGACGGCAUACCAGUUUAUGAAAAACACCAGAAAUCUAGGUCCCGUCUUGUCGAAAAUGACGAUACCCAAGGACUAUGAAGAGUCAUUUAGGAGGGCCGACUAUACCUUCCUGUAUCAACGUGUAUUUGAUCCAGAAUCUCGUGGUCUGGUUCCUCUUAAUCCAUUCCCUGCCGAUCUGGAAGAGCAUCUAGUAGAUGCCGACUUUAUUGGCCCGAAUAUGACUGUGGAGAUAGCUAGAGCUAUUGCUGACGCUGAAGUGGAUCCGAUAUCCAGGAGAUACUUUGAAUCUGGACUUGAAAUUGUCACUCAACCUUUGGUACCUCGUAAUUCUUCAAUGAUUCGUAAACCCAGCCAUCCUGCCAAUUCUGGGAAGGAGAACAAAGAGGAGCCAGUUACAAUACUGUCUUCGCAACCAGGAGAUCGGAUAUCGGAUCCAGUUGAUUCUUCCAAGAAGAGGACACUUGUCGCCGAUCCGCUCAAUGAGAAACCACGUAAAUUGCUGAUACUAGACUCUCGACGAGUUGUACCUGCUUCGACAACCGUGAACGGCAAGGAGACAUGGAGUCGUCACUUCCCCUUCUUUGAUGUAAAUAUGCCACUGAACGGGCCAUACAUGGGUAGUGACCUUGAAGAGAAGAACUCAGCAGGAGAUCACGUAUCAUCGAACGACAAGAAGGAUGAUGCUGCUGGUGGUGGUAACGAGAGAGACAUAUUCUCACGGCCAUUCAUGUGGAGUCGAAGUGACACUGCCGGUGGUCGUGCCACUCCUGUCGCUGCACCGAUUCCAUCAUCGUCUGUACAUCCAACACCAAUACGUGUAGCCAAUGAAAUUAAGAGGCCAUUUAUAUUCAAAAAGCCUGUCUCGACACCUCCAGCAGCAUUCCCUCCUCCUUCUAAGAAGGGGGAUGUGAAACCAAUUCCGGUAAAAAGGUCAUCAGGUGCUGGACAUGCUAUUUUUCAGUCCGUUUUAGAAAAGUUUAAGAAACCGGCGACAUCGAAUGAUCCCUUCUCAAUCAACGUCUGA
Synchytrium microbalum is the source of this 1755-nucleotide messenger RNA. RefSeq lists its product as uncharacterized. Gene Ontology annotation, molecular function: 5'-flap endonuclease activity; DNA binding; metal ion binding. The coding region runs from base 1 to 1755 and encodes 584 amino acids. NCBI's taxonomy places the organism in Eukaryota, Fungi, Chytridiomycota, Chytridiomycetes, Synchytriales, Synchytriaceae. Gene Ontology annotation, biological process: DNA recombination; DNA double-strand break processing; mismatch repair. The record is from RefSeq and is a predicted model, not a curated record. The transcript is spliced from 13 exons. Gene Ontology annotation, cellular component: nucleus.